AAAUUGACGUACGAUUUACGCAUUUGUGGACAAGCAAUUAUUAAUUUAGACGGAUUCGGACUCGGACUUAAAUCUUCAAUAGUUAUUCAAACGAAUUAAAAGGAAAGUGUGAUUGGAUCAGACAAUUACAAAGAAUAUAAUCAUUAUUACGCUAACCACAAUUUGUUGCCUUAGCUAUUGGACAUAGUGACGUUUUUGAUUUCUUUUUCUUCAUUUUAAAGGAUUAUUAAAUUAAAAUGGAGUUUGUGAAAAAGGAAGAUAGCAUCUUAGUUAUUUGGAAUAACAGUGAACAAAAUGACAUUGCUAACUUUGUGAACGAAAUUAAAAGCAUAGCUACAGAAGGAAAUGUUUUUCUGGAAAACUCCACAAUGAUCAAUGACUCAUCUAGACCUAAAUCUUCAUUUGAUGCUGUUCUAUGCAAUCUUAUUCCACCACAUUCCGUUGAGCACAGUGAUAAUUUAUUAGCUAUAAUAAUAAAGAUUCUUAAGCCAAGUGGUAGAUUAAUUGUCAAAGACAACACAGAUCUGUCCAGUACUUUAAAACUCAAUGGUUUUGUUAAUGUAACCAAAAGUGCUGGCAAUACAUACAUUGCUGAAAAACCUAAAUUUGAGGUGGGUUCAAAAGUGUCAUUAAAACUGGGACAAAAGCCUGCAGUAUGGAAGUUAGAUGACACAGUAGAGGAGGCAUGGACAGGGGGUAAUGAUGAUGACAUCAUUGAUGAUGAUCAACUUCUAGAUGAGGAUGACUUGAAGAAGCCAGACAAACAAUCUCUUAGGGUUUGCGCUACGACGGGCAAGCGUAAGGCAUGUGCGGAUUGCAGCUGUGGAUUAGCGGAGGAGCUGCGAGGUGAAACUAAAGACACGCCUAAAUCUUCAUGUGGAAGCUGUUACCUUGGCGAUGCAUUCCGUUGUGCGACCUGUCCGUACCUUGGCAUGCCGGCCUUUAAGCCCGGAGAGAAAGUGUUGCUGGACCUAAAGUCUGAUAUAUGAACUACUUUGCUAAAUGUUUAGUUCAUUGCUUCCUUAGAAUCUAUUGUAAACCAAGAUGGUUUGGAACUUUAUUUUAAUAG
Messenger RNA from Papilio machaon (common yellow swallowtail), 1069 nucleotides. RefSeq names its product anamorsin homolog (gene CIAPIN1). Gene Ontology annotation, cellular component: cytoplasm. Lineage: Eukaryota; Metazoa; Arthropoda; Insecta; Lepidoptera; Papilionidae. Bases 237 to 989 code for a protein of 250 amino acids. Gene Ontology annotation, molecular function: iron-sulfur cluster binding. The record is from RefSeq and is a predicted model, not a curated record. Gene Ontology annotation, biological process: iron-sulfur cluster assembly. The transcript has 5 exons.